Corythoichthys intestinalis (scribbled pipefish) is the source of this 2229-nucleotide messenger RNA. RefSeq names its product gamma-aminobutyric acid type A receptor subunit delta (gene gabrd). Gene Ontology annotation, cellular component: synapse; neuron projection; plasma membrane. Bases 377 to 1756 code for a protein of 459 amino acids. Gene Ontology annotation, biological process: chloride transmembrane transport; signal transduction; regulation of membrane potential. Gene Ontology annotation, molecular function: chloride channel activity; neurotransmitter receptor activity; GABA-A receptor activity. NCBI's taxonomy places the organism in Eukaryota, Metazoa, Chordata, Actinopteri, Syngnathiformes, Syngnathidae. The record is from RefSeq and is a predicted model, not a curated record. The transcript is spliced from 10 exons.
UCCCCGGAAGCACGAGAAGCUACAACCAAUCGGGGGGAUCGGAUAACCCAGAAUGCACUGCUAGAAGCCAAAUUGGAGGAGGCUGCACUGCGCUGCUGUCGGAUCAGUCCGUUGCAGUUUGGAGCUAGAUCCACGCGCUUUUCCUCCGGUGCGCCUUCCCCUUGCGCGCUUUCAGACAACAUGGUGCCAUCAUCAUCAUCAUGACGACCGCAAUUGUUUUCAUCAGCUUCAGACGCGCACUUUCACUUUAUUGUUCCUCGCGUCAUUUGAUCACCAGGAGAGUCUCUUUAAAUAACAUCUAAAGAGCUCCGGCGUCAAUUUUCACUGAGGAAAACUUAUUUUUAUCCAGUUUUUUUUUUUUGGACCACAUGUGAAGAUGGAUCUGUCCAAUUUUAUGCUAAGCACGAUGGCUCUGCUCCUGGUCGGAAAGGAUCUUCUCACCAGGGCCAUGCUGAGCGACAUUGGGGACUAUGUAGGUACAGACAUUGAAAUAUCCUGGUUACCUAAUCUGGAUGAGCUCAUGAAGGGCUAUGCCAGAAACUUUCGCCCUGGGAUAGGAGGUCCACCCGUGAACGUGGCCAUGGCGAUAGAAGUGGCCAGCAUUGAUCACAUCUCUGAAGCCAACAUGGAGUACACCAUGACUGUGUUCCUGAGGCAGAGCUGGCACGACGACCGCCUGUCCUACAACCACACCAACAAAACGCUGGGACUGGACAGCCGCUUCGUCGACAAGCUUUGGCUGCCCGACACCUUCAUUGUCAAUGCCAAAUCUGCUUGGUUCCACGAUGUUACCGUGGAGAACAAACUGAUACGCUUGCAGCCCAACGGCGUCAUUCUGUACAGCAGCCGAAUUACCUCAACAGUGGCCUGCGACAUGGACCUGACAAAGUAUCCCAUGGAUGAACAGGAGUGCAUGCUUGACCUGGAAAGCUACGGUUACUCCUCGGAGGACAUUGUCUACCACUGGUCAGAAAGUCAGAAGCACAUCCACGGCCUGGACAAACUGGAGCUCUCACAGUUCACAAUCACGGACUAUCGGUUUGUCACAGAGAUGAUGAAUUUCAAAUCUGCGGGAAGAUUUCCAAGGCUCAGCCUUCGCUUCCAGCUGAGACGUAAUCGCGGAGUGUACAUCAUCCAAUCGUACAUGCCUUCCAUUUUACUGGUUGCCAUGUCCUGGGUGUCCUUUUGGAUCAGCCAAUCAGCAGUUCCUGCCCGUGUAUCUUUAGGUAUCACAACUGUUCUCACCAUGACCACUCUAAUGGUGAGCGCCCGCUCCUCCCUUCCUCGCGCAUCAGCCAUCAAGGCGCUGGACGUCUACUUCUGGAUCUGCUACGUGUUUGUGUUCGCCGCCUUAAUCGAGUACGCCUUUGCUCAUUACAACGCUGACUACAGACUCAAAGAAAAAGCCAAGGUGAAGGCCAACAAGCUCGGCUCUGAGUCCAUCGUGAAGAACGGCAAACAGGCCAUGGUUCUGUUCUCCUUGUCCGUCACCGGAAUGAACCAAGGCGUUGUCAUAUCCAACCGCCACAACAGAGCACAGCGCUCUAGCAGCGAGAUCCCCGGGGAGGCCGUCUCCGAGGAGUCCGAGUCCAGGAGGAGAUCCGGACAGAUGCAAGAGAGCGAGGAGAAGAAGUGUUGCUCCAAGUGCGUCUGCAAACCCAUUGACGCCGAUACCAUUGACAUCUACGCCAGAGCCGUUUUCCCUUUCACCUUCGCUGUGGUCAACGUGAUCUACUGGGUGGCGUAUACCAUGUGAGAAGGGAAGAAAAAACACGGACGCUUAUGGCUGCCAUCCAAGAAGGACUGUGUAUAUAUGUCUUAGGCAGCUGUGGGGAAAACCAAAAUAACUUUAGAGGGAAUGACGCCUGUGGAAAUGGCAAAUUGUUGUGACCUUCAAAUUUAAACACAAACAUGGAAUGCAAGUAUGCAAAGGACGGCUUUAAUAAGUGCAUCAACCUGCUAGUGCAUCUUCAGUAGUGACCCUGCACACACAAAUACAGUUUAUCUUGCCAACGGUUGAUAGCUUAGCUCUGCAAGCCACAGUUUGGAAUCGAACGAGUACAACAAGAUGAAGUGUUCCUACUACUUUGCAUGGCUGAUAACUCAUUUUUCUCCCUACUGUGGCCACCACUUGUUUCCUUCCUUCUGAUUUUUCAUUUAGACUGGAGUAUGUUUACUCCUUCUUCCUAUUCUGACAGUUUCCUCGCCAUUAAAGAACUUCGUCCAUGA